CACUCAUGUCUUCUCUCUCUUGUCACUCUUGCAGUGGACUGUACUGACAGAAAUGUGGACAAUCCUCCUCUCGCUCUUCCUCUCAUUUCAGACCGGUUUGGCUGAAGAAGUGAUGCUGCUGGACACCACAGAAUCCACUUCUGAACUUGGUUGGACAACUUAUCCUGAUACUGGGGUGAGUUGGGAUGAAGUGAGUGUACUUGAUGACAAGGGCAAGCUUAUCCGCACCUUUGAAGUGUGCAACGUCAACCAGCGCCUCCAUGACAACUGGUUGGCUACUCCCUUUCUGUACGGUCAUUCGGCUCCUCGGAUCUUUGUCACGCUACGAUUUUCCGUCCGUGACUGUGCGAGUUUGCGCUCACCCUCACCGACCUGCAGGGAGACGCUCACACUGUACUACAGGCAAGCUGACUCUCAGAGAGAACUGGAGAAAACCUGGAGUGCAGAGCCUUCCAGCGGGGAUACCAGAGAAGGUUGGGUCAAGAUAGACACCAUUGCAGCAGACAAAAGCUUUAGCCGUGUUGAGCCAAGUCUUCCUCACCAGUACAAACCAGACCGAAUGCGCCGCAUCAAUGUCAAGACACGCAGCUUUGCCCCCCUCACACGUCGCGGAUUUGUCUUGGCUAUAGUAGACAGUGGAGCAUGUGUGUCACUCAUGGGUGUGUCCAUAUUUUACCGCCGUUGUCCAGCAACAACUCUGUAUCUGGCCUCCUACGUGGCCACACCCACAGGGGCUGAGCCUACAGCUCUGGUGCCAGUGACUGGGACUUGUGUACCUCACAGCCAAUCCCAGGGCGGGACGGCGCCCCGGAUGCACUGUAAUGCGGAAGGUGAAUGGAUGGUGCCUGUAGGAGGUUGCACAUGUGAUGCAGGAUAUGAACCAAAUCAUAAUGGCUCUGCUUGUCUUGCCUGUCAGAUGGGCUUCUAUAAAGCCGUGUCAGGUUCGAUUUCAUGCACCGAGUGUCCAGCUAAUAGCAGAACCAGCUCGGAGGCUUCUAAAAUGUGUGAGUGCCGCAGCGGCUUUUACCGGGCGCCAAGUGAUGCCAAUACUACCGCUUGCACUGCCCCACCUUCUGCCCCCGUGUCUCUGUCCUGGGAGUAUGAGAGCUUAGAGGCUGGGGUGUCCCUACGUUGGAAGCCCCCACUGGACAUGGGAGGUCGAAGCGAAGUGACAUAUGGGGUGGUGUGCAGAAUCUGCCCCUCGGCCACUGAGACUCACCCUGGUGCCUGCUCCUGGUGUGGAGAUUCUGUCACUUAUACACCCCAUAAAAGUGGCCUCAGACAAACGAAAAUCACCCUCAGCAACCUACUUACGCAAGUCAACUAUCUUGUACAGGUACAAGCUAUGAACGAUGUAUCUUAUCUCAGUCCUUUCCCACCACAGUUUGCUAGUAUCAACUUCACCACCAGCCAAUCAGUACCUUCUGAAGUUUCCAUACUGCAUCAGCUCAACAGUGCUUCAGAUUCUAUUACUCUGUCCUGGCCUCAACCUGACCGACCCAAUGGAGACAUCUUGGAAUACCAAAUCAGAUACUAUGACAAGAGCUCUGAUGAGAGCAGUGCAAACAGUGUGUUUACCGAGACCAACACAGUGACCGUGGCUGCUUUGAGCCCAGGCUCCAUUUACGCCUUCCAGAUCCGAGCUCGCAAUGAGAGAGGCUAUGGCCCUUACAGCAAUUCAGUUUACUUCAGCACUCUGGCAAUGGAAGAGCGGUCAAGGCAAAUUCAGAGCCAUCUGCCUUUGUUGGUCGGGUCUGUGAUGGGUGGAGCUGCAUUUCUAUUAGUCGUGUCAGCAGUCAUCAUCAUGUUUGUCUUUAGGACGAAAAGGAGAGAGAGCCAUUACAGUGACAGACUUCAGAGAUAUAUUAGCAACCGAGCCGGGGUGAAAUAUUAUGUGGAUCCUUCCACUUAUGAGGAUCCGAGUGAGGCAGUCAAAGAAUUUGCCAGAGAAAUUGACCCUGCUCACCUGAAGAUUGAAGAAGUCAUUGGUGCUGCUCAAUUUGGUGAGGUAUCCAGGGGCAGAUACAGACCUUUGGGUCGUAGAGAAGUGCUAGUAGUGGUGAAGACUCUGAGAUGGGGAGUCACAGACCGUGAGAGAGGGAUGUUCCUCAGUGAAGCUGGAAUCCUGGGCCAGUUUGAUCACCCCAAUGUGCUGAAACUUGAGGGUGUGAUCACACACACUCCUCCUGAGCGCAUCAUUCUGGAGUUUAUGGAGAAUGGCCCCCUUGAUGCCUUCCUCAGGGAAAAUGAGGAUCAAUUCAGUGUGUUGCAGCUGGUCGGUAUGGUAAGAGGCAUCGGAGCAGGAAUGUGUUACCUUUCUGAGAGGAACUUUGUGCAUCGUGACCUUGCAGCUCGAAACAUUCUGGUGAACUCAAACCUGGUUUGUAAGGUCUCAGACUUCGGUCUGUCACGACUCAUGAAGGACUUGGACCACAAUAUGCCCACCUACACUGCAUCACUGGGUUGUAAAAUACCUAUAAGGUGGACAGCUCCUGAGGCUUUCCAGCAUCGCAAGUUCAGCUCAGCUAGUGAUGUCUGGAGCUUUGGGAUCCUCAUGUGGGAAGUAAUGUCAUAUGGAGAACGGCCCUAUUGGGACAUGAGCAACCAAGAAGUAAUGAAGGCAGUGAUUGAUCAGUAUCGCCUUCCCGCUCCUAGCAGUUGUCCUCCUGCUCUGCAUGCUCUGAUGCUGCAGUGUUGGCAGGCUGCUAGACAGGAUCGACCCAGAUUUGACUCUCUUCUCUCGUCACUGGACCGCCUCAUACGUCACCCUGCAUCCCUGAAAGCAGAAUAUGCUCGCCCCACCCAACCCCUGCUCAGCCCCACCUCCAGAGAUCUAUCAACAGUGACGACAGUCAGCGAGUGGCUAAGUGCGCUGAGGAUGGAACGCUACAUGGAUGAUUUUGAGAGAGCACAGCUGGACAGCCUGGAGAGAGUGAGCUUGCUCACCAUGGAGGAUGUGCAAGCUUUGGGGGUAAAUCUGUUGGGCCAUCAACGGAAGAUUGUGAAUGCAGCUCAACAGCUCAGGACUUAUCUCACUCAGGGACAGGUGGAGGUGUAGAGGAGUAGAGGAUUUUUUCCCUUCUUUCUAAAACACAGAUGUCCAGUCCAUCAUACACAGCAGCCCAAGCCCUACAGCACAGGGAGAUUCAAAGGACUAAGUGUAAUGGCAUGAUAAUGUCAUAUUAUAUUAUUUAUUUGCUCCUCAAUCUGCUUGUUUAGGUGCCUACACUGCUCUCUUUUAUCUUGAUUGUUCGUUUUUGUCUGCCUUUUUUUUCGAAAUACCCCCCACACAAACACACACACUCAAAUUACCAUUCUCCAUUAAUGCAUAUCGUAUAAAAAAGCAGUGAAAGUUUAACAAAAAUAAAGUCAGUCUUCACUAUAGUCAACUGCAAUGACAGUCGAUGAUAUUGUUUGUCACGAGUCCAGUUAGAACUUUUAAUACGAAUUUGAACCUUUGUACACUUUAUUCAAGGGCUUUAUGUCUCUAAUGAUUAUGCACCCUACAUACAUAAGGCUGUUCAUUAGUAUUUCAUUAACCAAAUCUCAUAAAUUUGUUUUGAAUUAAGGAACACUUACAUCUGUGCAGGACAGUGAAAUGAAGAUGGUACAGCUUCUAUGAUUUUAUUCAGUUGCUUUGAACUAAUUAAUUUCAAGGACCAAUCAGAAAAAUUAAUAAGAAAAGAAAAGAUAAUUUAUGUCCCUUCUAAACAGCAAAUAACCAAUUUUUAACAACAUACUAAAACCCUUUUAGUUUUACCCACUUUGCAAUUUCUUAGUCAAACAUUAAGUAUUUAUCUUUGUACAUGAUUACAUUGCAAUUUUUUUUGCGGUGAUUUUUUUUCCAAAUAUAAUUGAAAUCGCUUAGAAACCAGCUUUUUCUUACGGUAUAUUAAAUAACAUGUGCAGGUCACUGCUGGCUCCAAUUUCAUAGGCAAAGGAAUGCCAGUACUAUCCACAAAACAUCUAAGCUUUUUGUCCAAGUGACCCGCUACGAAAUGAAGGCAUACACUGCUGGUUCAUUCAUUUUAUGUGCAUGAUGGUCAGAUUCAGGCACUGUUAGCACUAAUAUAACAUUUGGGUCACUUGCACAAAAGAACACAGGAAGCAU
Clarias gariepinus (North African catfish) is the source of this 4111-nucleotide messenger RNA. RefSeq names its product eph receptor B6 (gene ephb6). The coding region runs from base 53 to 3058 and encodes 1001 amino acids. NCBI's taxonomy places the organism in Eukaryota, Metazoa, Chordata, Actinopteri, Siluriformes, Clariidae. Gene Ontology annotation, biological process: cell surface receptor protein tyrosine kinase signaling pathway; central nervous system projection neuron axonogenesis; protein phosphorylation. Gene Ontology annotation, cellular component: plasma membrane; neuron projection. The record is from RefSeq and is a predicted model, not a curated record. The transcript is spliced from 19 exons. Gene Ontology annotation, molecular function: protein binding; ATP binding; transmembrane-ephrin receptor activity.